AUGGACUCUGGCUCAUUCGAAUACUGGAUGGCGCAGGGAACCUAUAUCGCUCCAUCGCAUCAAACCACCGUAUUCGACAUGCCUCCGGAUCUCGCAAAGGUUCCAAGUCUGAGCGGUUCACCUGUGUCUCCCACAUACGAAUACUUUCCUGCGCCAAUACACCACAGUUUCUACCCUCAGAUUGUAGACGAGCAGAUGCAAUUUGGGUCAUAUCCCAUGCCAAUGACCCCAUCAGACUUUGGAUCCGAUCAUGACAGUCCAUACUGCAGUCCGCGGCCACCCCAACAUAGGGAACCAAGUCUCGUGCCAGUCCACAGCUCCCCAUCGAACGAAAGGACACACACAACUUCCGGGCGUCGACGAGCCCAGAAUCGUGCGGCUCAGCGGGCCUUCCGUGAGCGCAAAGAAAGGCAUGCCCGCGACCUUGAGGCUCAACUCUCUGUACUAAGCCAAAAGUACGCUAAGCUUGAACUAUCACAUACGGAACUCAACGGCGCAUAUGAGAAGCUGCUGAAGACCGUUGAGCUACUGCUACAAGAUGACGAUGCCGAAGGAGAUGAUGAGGAUGGAAAGAGCACUCGUCAAAAGAAUAGCAGUUCAGAUACUCUCAGAAAGCUGCUUGAGAUUCUUCAUGGCGAAUUCAAGAGCGUGACACCUGUAAAGACAGAGAAUGCCUGA
Messenger RNA from Plenodomus lingam JN3, 678 nucleotides. RefSeq lists its product as uncharacterized. The record is from RefSeq and is a predicted model, not a curated record. NCBI's taxonomy places the organism in Eukaryota, Fungi, Ascomycota, Dothideomycetes, Pleosporales, Leptosphaeriaceae. Gene Ontology annotation, cellular component: RNA polymerase II transcription regulator complex. Gene Ontology annotation, biological process: regulation of DNA-templated transcription. Gene Ontology annotation, molecular function: transcription cis-regulatory region binding; DNA-binding transcription activator activity, RNA polymerase II-specific.